AUGAGCAACGACGCGCCUGUGCCCAUUUCGGACGAGGAGGUGGUCGCCCUGGCCAAGGCCGCUUUCAACCACUCCCGCCAGGACAUCAGCCAGCGUGGCCCGGACGCUCCGCGAGACGUGCAGCAGCACCACACCGGCAUCACCAUCGACCUCGGCCACAAGAACAUAGCGCGCCUGCCCGAUGAGGUUAUCGAUGUCAUCAGGGUGGAGAUUGAGAGGCUCGCCCUCUCGCACAAUCUCCUCACGACUCUCCCCUCACGACUGCUAGAAUGCAAGCGCCUUCGCUAUCUCAAUGUGCGCUACAACGCUAUGCGCGAGAUCCCCAGUGCUAUACUCGAGAUGACGUCGCUGGAAAUUCUAGACGUGAGCAGGAACAAGAUCAGAUCAGUCCCAGAAGGGAUCGCAAACUUGACCUCACUCAAAGUACUGGCUCUGGCGAAGAACAAAAUCGAGCAGUUGCCGGUGUGCCUGGGGGACAUCAACAGCCUGCAGGUCAUGAAGCUUGAGGGCAAUCCGUUGACCUUCCCGCCUCCGGAAGUCUGCACGAUCAAAGACAACGCACCCUCGCCGUCAAACGAGAACGAACGAGAUGCCGUCAUAGCUACGCAAGUCAAGAAGUUCAUGCGCCAACAAGCCUCCAAGCAGCGACAGCGGGCUGAGUUGGCACGUAUACGGAUAGAGUCAUCGAGUGACGAGAGCUGGACUGAGAGCAAUCCCGAGACACCGCGCCCGAACAAACGAGCUGCAGGUGGACGCUUCCCGGUGCGACCCAGUGUCAGCACAUUGGACGGCUUCACAGAGGGCAGAGAAGGUUCUCCGGGUCUAUCAGCGCCGCCUAUACCCACUCGAUCUCACUUCCGAGUGUCGUCGCAAACCAGUAACAACGGUGGGAGACCGCGGCCUCCAAUUUCGCCAUUGGCCCUGACGACUAGUUUGAGUGAGCGGAAUCGUAGUCAGAGCGAAGGCGCAGGUCCUUCGACACAGCGCCAGAAGCGCAUGGGCAUUUACACCAACAAGCACCAGGCAUCUGAGCAGCUCGGCUCGGUCGAUGAGUUGCGGCGCACUAGCCACUUUAGAGGCUUCAGUCAGGGAAUUGUCAUUCCUCUCAACGCAGCCAACGCAGUCUCUGGUCCUGCUACUGCCAUAGGAUAUGGAGACACAGGGACAGUUCGAUCGCUGGCGAAUCGCCCCCUGUCUGAUGUGCGAGAGCACAGACGUGGAUCGCGUGCUCCAGACAUUGUCGUCGAGGCCGCUAGAAAUUUUCUCUAUGCCAUCUCACAGCUUCACGACUGCGUCUCUCACAUGGUCCGGUCUAUCAAACUGACGACAAGACCAAAAGAGGCAGUUCGGAGAAAGGAAGACUUUUAUCGUCGGUUCUCGACGACUUAUCUCAACAUAAGGGUUUUGAAUGACGUCCUUCACAAGUUUAGCUCGCUUGUCGAGGAAGACGAAGAAGACGCACAACGACUCUCCAGGAGCGUCUACAUGUACGCGCUGCGCUGUCUAGAGUCAUUCAUGUCAAUCACUCUGUCGGUUGCAGAGAAUCGCGCCGAGAUUACGCAAAAUGCAAAUCCACAAGUCUUACGAACAUUUCUGUUCCUCCAACAGGGCAGCCUGAUCGAGAUGAGGAAUGCCUGUUCAAUAUUGGGAGCGCAAUUCAAGGAAACUUCUAUGAGCUCGCGCAGACCCAGCGUAGUAGACGCCCCUGGCACAAUACGUGCAAAGCCGAGAGUUCGACGGUUCCCAACAUCGCCACCUCAACGAAGCCAAUACCAGGUUCCACCGCCCGUCAUACUGCACAGCAAUGACAACAGCCGGACGAACACGAUGACGAGUAUCAGCGCUGCGACGCCUAGGUCAGGAGAGUCGUUCUCAACCUUAGCUACGAACAUGACCAGGACAAGCACGAUGACGAGCAAUUUCGAUGAGUCUGAUGAGGAUGUCCAGUUCGAUCGAGUCUACCAGAAGUUGAGGAACGCCAGCGAGAGCUGCAGAACAUCCAUGCCCCAGAUCACCCGCCUUUUACGAGAGCAAUUUGACGUCUUGCGACGAGACUUGGAUUCUGACCAUCCCAGGAUCAAAGCGCUUGCUGGUCUAAUUGAUAAGAGCAACGAGGUACAGCAGAUGACGAUACCUCUCGCAAGUCGCUUGUCGCAGAUGCAACUGAAAGAUAGCUAUACCCGUAGCCAAGCCGAGUUCUGGCAGCAGUGCAUGGGUUUCAUCAAGGCUUGGUUCGAAUUAGCUACAGCAUAUACACAACAGGGCAAGGAUCUCAAGCUUACGAGCCCUGAUGUGAAGCAGCUUAUGAGGCCACUCCAUAAAACGGUCAAGGAAGCCAGUAACGCCAUCUACAGCUCUCCGUGGUCGCAUCUGACGUCCAACAACCAUAGCUCGAUGGGUCCACCUUCAGCACUCUCGUCGAUUACGUCACGCACUCAGCCUCCGAGGUUCUUAAAUCGGCCAGGCAUGAGCGGCGGUAGCAACUCCUAUCUUGGUGCCAUCAACACGCAAGCCUCUAACGGAAACUCAAUGUACUCGGCUCAGCCCUACUCCACUGCAAGUCUUCUGUCGCACGGAUCGAGUGGCUACGGGACUCCUGGUGUACCGGCGACACCACUGAGUGCUGCUCUGGGCGCUGCUGCACAGGCUACGGUGCCAAAUACGCCCAAGUUCGCUUCCGGUCACGGUUCCGGCACACUGAAUGUUUUCGAACGGGCGGACAGGCUGCUGAGUAAUACUGCACGGCGCAUCUGA
Molecule: messenger RNA, 2754 nt
Organism: Didymella exigua CBS 183.55
Lineage: Eukaryota; Fungi; Ascomycota; Dothideomycetes; Pleosporales; Didymellaceae
Exons: 4
Coding region: 1-2754 (917 amino acids)
Molecular function (GO): protein binding
Source: RefSeq, a predicted model, not a curated record